ACCAGGCCUUCUUCUACCCCCCAUCCCGCCUCCCCCGACGCCCAGACCACACCAGCACCGCGCCCUCUUCUCCGUAGCCGAGUCCCAGCCCCUCACGCCCGCGCUCCUCGGCGCCCUGUCGAGUCGAGCCCGCUUCUCGGCCGAUCGACAGCGAACGCAGCCCCGCGCCGACGAGAGCUUUGCUUUCGGUUGUGUAUAACGACGACAGCAGGAGGUAGAUAAAAGGCGCGCGAUGUGCGACGCGGCGGUGGCUACUGCAGCGGCGGCGCGGUACAGGGGCGUGCGGAAGCGGCCGUGGGGUCGGUUUGCGGCGGAGAUCCGGGACCCGGCGAAGCGCGCGCGCGUCUGGCUCGGCACCUUCGACUCCGCCGAGGCCGCGGCGCGCGCCUACGACGUGGCCGCGCGCGCCCUGCGCGGCCCGCUCGCCAGGACCAACUUCCCCGCCCACCACCUCCCCGCGCUCACCUCCCGCCCUCCCGCGGCCGUGGCCGCGCCCACGUGCAGCUCCAGCUCCACCGUCGAGUCCUCCAGCGGGCCCCGCACCGGAGUGCCCAGGGCGACGCCAGCGGCGGUGCAUCGCAGGCGUGCUGCUGCGAAGCCGCGGCCCCUGCGGCAGGCCGCGCCCGCCGACGCCGACUGCCACAGCGACUGCGCGUCGUCGGCCUCCGUCGUGGACGAUGGCGACGACGCCUCCACGGUCCGGUCGCUCUCGUGCCCGCGCCCGACGCUCGACCUCAACCUCCCGGCGCCGCUCGACGUCGAUGAUAGCCACGAGCUCGGGCUCUGCACGGAGCUGCGGCUCUGAGCGAUCGGAUCCACGGACGGAGACGAAGCAGGGGAGAGAUAGGCGGUUUUGCUUUGGUCUUCUUUUCUUGACCGGGUUCUGCUUUGACUUGUCGUGCUCGUGAGAGAGCUUGUACCAGUGCUGCCCUGUACUAAUGGCAAUAGAAUUGGAUGAUGAUUCCUGCAACGAAUUCAUUCAGAGGUCAGUCAGAUCGUCGAGAGUGUUAUUUUUUCCAUAUCUCUUGUAUUGGGAUCUGAUAUUGCCAUUCUGUUUGUACUAGAAACAUCUAUCUAAGAGAGAUGUUUACGAAUCAACACGAAUCUUGCCACAAUCUUGAGAUA
This is a messenger RNA of Sorghum bicolor (sorghum), 1125 nucleotides long. Its product is annotated as ethylene-responsive transcription factor 3-like. The transcript has a single exon. Gene Ontology annotation, molecular function: DNA binding; DNA-binding transcription factor activity. Bases 233 to 805 code for a protein of 190 amino acids. Lineage: Eukaryota; Viridiplantae; Streptophyta; Magnoliopsida; Poales; Poaceae. Gene Ontology annotation, biological process: regulation of DNA-templated transcription. The record is from RefSeq and is a predicted model, not a curated record.